ACAACGAGCCACACAUCAGCCACUCCCGUUCAAAUUUGAAGCUUCGAGCUCCCAGUCGCGGCCGGCCAUGUCACAUAAAAUGACCCGGCAGAAACAUGACAUGACUGACCUAACCAGAAGAGGCCCUUGAAGCUCCAAUUCCCUCGCCGCCGAAAUCACAGACACACACCACCGCUCCCGAGACCCUUUACCGCACAUCCUACCUAUCCACCACGGCCAUGCGCCCGCUCGCCUCAGGCUCCCUUCGGAGCAUCGCAUCGAGCAUCACCGCCGCUUCCAGACCUCGAGCCCAGCCCGCCUUCUGCCACCAAUGCCUCCGUCAGCUAUCGACGACGGCCGCCGCGGCGAGCGGGCAUAACAAGUGGUCCAAGAUCAAGCACAGGAAGGGCGCCGCAGAUGCGCAGAAGAAUAGCAUGCGCAGCCAGCACUCCAAGACGAUCGCCCUCUACUCACGACUAUACGGGACCAACGACAAUCCUCAACUAGCCACAGCGAUCGCGAACGCAAAGAAAUCCGGCGUCCCCAAGAACGUGAUCGAUUCCGCGAUAGCCCGCGGCCAGGGGCGCACCGCCUCGGGCGCCUCCCUCGAGACGCUGACCCUCGAGGCCAUCCUGCCGCCCGGCGUCGCCCUCAUCAUCGAGGCCGAGACAGAGAGCAAGGCCCGCAGCCUGCAGGACCUCAAGGUGCUGAUCAAGAAGCACAAGGGCGCGGCCAACACGGCGACCUUCUUCUUCACGCGCCUCGGCCGGGUCGUCUUCGAGGCCAGGGAGGGCGGGCCGGGCAUCGACGACAUCAUGGACGACGCCAUCGAGGCGGGCGCCGAGGACCUGGAGACCGACGACGAGGGCAACCUCGUCGUCUGGACGCAGCCCAACAUGACCAACGCGGUCGCCAGCGGCGUGGGCCCCAAGUUCGAGCUGAAGCUGCUCGGCUCCGACAUCAUCUGGUCUGCCAACGAGGACACCAAGGUCAAGCUCGACGAGGGGCCCGAGGCCUCGACUCUCGGUGAGCUGCUGGCCGCGCUGCAGGAGCUCCCCGAGGUGCAGGCCGUGUACGGCAACCCCUCCAGGGGGAACAUACCCGAGGAGGAAUGGGCCAGGAUCGAGGAGAACCUGGACUCCUAAGCGAUAGGAUAACGAUCAGCCUCGGAUAUAAUGAGAUGUUGGAUAUUGGGACGAGCAGUAUCGUCAGGGUCCUUCUUCCCCCUUCCCGCCCCCCUUUUAUUGUACAACAUGUAGAAACAGAUAAAUAAUACAACCGCGCAAUGGCAGCUCCGAGAGGAGGCGAUGCCUGGGUGCAGCCGGAGAGUCCGGGGGACAACCCAAC
Molecule: messenger RNA, 1326 nt
Organism: Colletotrichum navitas
Lineage: Eukaryota; Fungi; Ascomycota; Sordariomycetes; Glomerellales; Glomerellaceae
Product: transcriptional regulator-domain-containing protein
Exons: 3
Coding region: 219-1124 (301 amino acids)
Cellular component (GO): mitochondrion
Source: RefSeq, a predicted model, not a curated record